AUGGGUACUUUAAUUGUUACUAGGAAAAACGAUAUUAAAGUUAUUAAAUUUAAUAAACCGAAGAAGAAAAACGCAAUCGAUUAUUAUAUGUAUAUGAAAGUGAAAAAGGAAUUAGACAGUGCCGCUGCCGAUGAAAGUAUUUCAAUGGUGGUUCUAAGCGGCACAGGAGAUUUUUACUGCAGUGGUAAUGAACUUGGAAACAAUUUAGAAAUAGAUCAAGAAUUACUUUUUGAAUCAGUUAAAAAUUUUAUAAAGGCGAUAAUAUUGUUUCCAAAAUUAUUGGUUGCUGUUGUAAAUGGUCCAGCCGUUGGAAUUGCAGCAACAACUUUACCGUUUUGCGACUUCGUUUACGCAUCUGAAAAGGCCUAUUUUUACACACCGUUCACCAAACUGGGUCUUGUGGCUGAAGCAUGUUCAACAAUUAAUUUUCCUCGAGUGAUGGGAGACCGAUUGGCCACAAAAAUGUUGAUGUUAAACUACAAAAUGCCAGCUCAAGAAGCUUUGAAGUGCGGUUUAGUGACCGAGGUCUACAAACGAGAAGAACUUGAAAGUAAAGCCUGGGAAAAUAUUGAAAAUAUAUUAAGCUUACCUCUGGAUUCGCUCCUUACUACCAAGAAAUUAGUUCGACGACCAUUACUACAACAAUAUCUUGAAACCAACGAAAUUGAAAUGCAGGAAGUUAAACGUCUAGUGCAAAGUAAAUUGUAA
Messenger RNA from Pieris macdunnoughi, 708 nucleotides. The record is from the annotation of a GenBank genome assembly. NCBI's taxonomy places the organism in Eukaryota, Metazoa, Arthropoda, Insecta, Lepidoptera, Pieridae.